CAGUUACAGGUUGGGCGUCCAUAUCGAGAAUUCGGACAACUAUUCACAUAGUCCGUGGCAUAUUGUGUCAUUAAAGGUGCCCUGUUAUAGCUAUCCUGCCAUUCAAGUCGCUCUCCUACCAGCGGGUAGUGUAAUCAAAUCCGAAAUAUAUCUUGCUGCUAGCAGUUAGUAACAACAUAUUCAGAACACAAUGAGUGGGUCUGGUGGAGGCUACUACAAGUACCGGUGUAAAUACUGGAUGUUGUAUAAUUGCGAAAAUUGGGUUUGGGUUAAUAAUGAAUCGUGUGCGAAAUGUUUGGCGAGCGGUAGGGAUGAGAAUAUUGUUUCUGCAUCUCAACUUAGGAUGUCGAGGGAGGUAUUCGUGCCACAGAUCCAAGAUGGGAAUUUGUAUUAUACAGCGAUGGAAAUUGUCGCUUUGAGCGACUUUGACAGCGGUUGGAUAGUGAAAGAUCCGAAGAGCGCGGAGUUUCCAACAACGACGUCGCCAAUGGCCGAGAGCCUUCCAGCAAUCGAUGGCGUUGUUUCUCAAGUUGUAAGAGAGCAAAUUAUCCCAGCACAGAAAAGUGGUUGAUACCAUGCAUCCAAUACAACCUCCGUGGCUUUCUCCGGGAUAUCGUUUCCUUUCUCUAGUUUUUGCGUCUGCUCGACAGUGAAAGAAUAGUGUUUUCGCUGGAUUGUCUUCUCGCCAAAAGGGGCAAUCUUCGAUGGUGGCCGAGGUUGGGAAAUUUGGAAAUAGAAAAGUGUCUUUCUGCAAUUAUGACGCUCUCUGUUUGAUUGCCAAAAGGUCGUUUAGCAUCUUAUGGGGAUAUCUUCAUG
Botrytis cinerea B05.10 is the source of this 816-nucleotide messenger RNA. RefSeq lists its product as hypothetical. The transcript has 2 exons. The record is from RefSeq and is a predicted model, not a curated record. Bases 191 to 571 code for a protein of 126 amino acids. NCBI's taxonomy places the organism in Eukaryota, Fungi, Ascomycota, Leotiomycetes, Helotiales, Sclerotiniaceae.